Molecule: messenger RNA, 2143 nt
Organism: Anoplopoma fimbria (sablefish)
Lineage: Eukaryota; Metazoa; Chordata; Actinopteri; Perciformes; Anoplopomatidae
Product: acidic leucine-rich nuclear phosphoprotein 32 family member E-like
Exons: 7
Coding region: 56-838 (260 amino acids)
Biological process (GO): regulation of apoptotic process
Cellular component (GO): nucleus
Molecular function (GO): phosphatase inhibitor activity; histone binding
Source: RefSeq, a predicted model, not a curated record
GGGCGUGGCCUCGCGUUGGCGGUCGGAGCGAACAUGGAGGCGUAGAGUCAGUGAGAUGAUGAUGAAGAGGAGGGUGAUGCUGGAGCUGCGCGGCCGGGGCCCGGCGGAGGUGGUGGAGCUGGUGGUGGAUAACUGUCGCUCCGGUGACGGAGAGGUUGAAGGUCUGACAGACGAGUACACGGGGCUGGAGAUCCUCAGCAUGGUGAACGUCGGCCUCUCGUCGCUCUCCAAACUGCCCUCUCUGCCCAAACUACGAAAGCUGGAGUUGAGUGAUAACAUCAUCUCAGGAGGUCUGGACUCGCUGGCGGAGAAAUGUCCCAACCUGACGUACCUGAACCUGAGCGGGAACAAGAUCAAAGAGAUGAGCAGCAUCGAGACGCUGCAGAACCUGAAGAACCUGAAGAGUCUGGACCUGUACAGCUGUGAGGUGUCCACGCUGGACGACUACAGAGACGGCGUCUUCGAGCUGCUGCCUCAUCUCACGUUCCUGGACGGGUACGACCAGGAGGACAACGAGGUGCCCGACUCAGAGGCCGACAACGAUGAUGAUGAAGAUGAAGCCGGUCCCCAUGGAGACGUCGACGACGACGAUGAUGAUGACGAAGAGGAGGAGGAUGAUGAUGAUGCUGACAGCUCUGAGGGAGAGGAGGAUGAGGUCGGCCUGUCGUACCUGAUGAAGGAGGGAAUCCAGGAUGAGGAAGAUGAUGGAGACUAUGUAGAAGAAGAGGAGGAGGACGAGGAGGAGGAGGAAGAUGGAGAUGUGGACGGUGCAGAUGUUCAGGGGGAGAAGAGGAAGAGAGAAGCCGAAGACGACGGAGACGAUGAUGAUGAUGAAUAGAUGAUCUCCAUCCCACUAUGACCCCGCCUCCUCCUCCAGUGACCUCUGACCCCCGCAGACAGACAGGAAACAGAGAGCAGGUUCAGGAUCAGUUCUCACCAAACACACUCUUCAAGCAUGGCCGUCAUGUGACUGGUGAUGUCACCGUUACCCCGGUAACAUGUGAUCAGAUCACAGAUCAAUGCUGUGAUUAUCAGACUGUUCCAGACUCCUUCAAGAAACUGGACAUCUGUCUGAAAACUUUAUUAACAAGCGCUCUGAUUGACAGACAUUCACGGUGGACAGUAAUCAGUACUUUUACUGAAGUACUGUUGGCGUUACUUGUACUUCAGUAUUUCCAUUUUAUGUUUCAUUUAAAGUCGUAGUUUCUUGAAACUUCAUAGAAUUUGACAGAAUGUGAAGUUUUGAAGUACCAAUAGUGUACAAAUACUCAAAGUGCUCACAUGUUACUGCAUCAGAAGUACUAAAAAUAUGACUAAUAGUAAUUUAAUGAGGUGCUGUUGUACCUUUACUGCUGUCACCUCUGGGUGUUUCAGCUGGUUGAUCUUUUAGUCUGAUUGAUUAUUCAUCUGAUCAGAAGUUCUAAUGUUCUCCCGGUUCUACUUCCUGUUUUGGUCUCUUUAAAAACAAACAAACAUUCAUAAUCAGUUGAUAUUCAAUAAUCACACAGUUUGAUCAGACCCGUUUGGUCCCCAGAACCAGAACUUCAGAGUCUGAUCCUGAGCUGGUCUGGAGGUUCUCUUCUAAUCUUUUUCUGCUGUAGUCUGGUCUGUGACUGUAACGACUACAUUACCCAUGAGCCCCAGCUAUCUGAUGCACUCUGGGAUGAUUUUUAAAAAAUGUUUAAAUGUCCCCAACUGUCAGUCUGCACAUCUCAACUCCUCCUGGUCUGUUUGGGUCCUCCUGACCCUGGUCUCUGUGGGUCCUGACCCUGGUCUCUGUGGGUCCUGACCCUGGUCUCUGUGGGUCCUGACCCUGGUCUCUGUGGGUCCUGACCCUGGUCUCUGUGGGUCCUGACCCUGGUCUCUGUGGGUCCUGACCCUGGUCUCUGUGGGUCCAGACCCUGGUCUCUGUGGGUCCUGACCCUGGUCUCUGUGGGUCCUGACCCUGGUCUCUGUGGGUCCAGACCCUGGUCUCUGUGGGUCCAGACCCUGGUCUGUGUAAAUAGAAGUGAAGUGGUCUCUGUAGGUUUUCGGCGUCCUGUGUGAAUCUUGAAUCUGUUCAUUUUAUUUUUUUAUUCCGUCUUCUUCUUCUUCUUGUGUCGUUGUAUCGAGUGUUUUUCAAUAAAAACAAAUGAAAUCUCAA